This is a messenger RNA of Tachyglossus aculeatus (Australian echidna), 1452 nucleotides long. Its product is annotated as WW domain-binding protein 11-like. Lineage: Eukaryota; Metazoa; Chordata; Mammalia; Monotremata; Tachyglossidae. The record is from RefSeq and is a predicted model, not a curated record.
CUUCCUGCCGUGUUAGGCACGAGGCCUAACAGCUUCUGGUGGUGGAGGAAUCCAUAUUCCACCUUCCGACCCUGUCGGUGGCACCCCGACGGAAGGGAUUCUUCGAAGGAGGGCCAGUGCGAGAAUGGAGGAGCGACAGGAGGGCCGUGAGCCUCAGAGGAGCUGGUCUCCGCCACCACCGCCACCGCCUCCACUGCCGCCUUCAUCGCCUCCUCCACCUCCUCCGCCGUCUCCAUCGUCACCUCCCCUGCCGCCUCCGCCUCCCAAGAUUCCGUCACCACCCCAGACCUCAGUCCCGUCCCUUUGCUCUGAACUAGUUACCCUCUUGGCGAGUCUGCCCUCAACAUCGCUGGGAGGGCAGCCCAACCCGGUCAUACCCAUCCAGCUGAGCACCCUCACCUACCUGAUCAACCACGCGCUCCUGGGCGCCUACACCACACUGUCGGCCCUGGGCCUCCCUAUCCCGAUCCUUUCCACCGUCCCUAGUAACGUGAACGGCCUCUAUACCUCAACCGGCCCUUGCUGCGCUUGCUGCACUCUGCAUUCCUGCUGCCACAGCUACCACCCCGCCACUUCGCAGGGAUUGGGGGUAACCCCCCAACUCCAGCCCCGCCCAUUGGAUCCCCAGGUGCAGAAAACCCCUCUGAGGCAAGGUGGGGGUGGCUGGGGAGCCCAAAGAUCUGACCAGGGCUGUUGGGAACAGGGAGAAGACGUGAGGGGAAAGCGGGGACUCGAGGGGUGGGGCAACUUGGGGGAGGCCCUCUCCCACAAACAGAGCCGGGUGGAGCCAGGUUGGAAGCUGCCGAAGCCCUCUGAGCCACCAGCCUCUCCUGCCGUCCUGUUCAAAGAGUCCUGGAAGGAGGAAUACAAGGAACCAUCACCGGCCCCCCUUGCCCCAGACCCAGCUGGCAAGGGCUGGGAGAAAGAACGCAAGAACCCGGGCAGUUCCGGCCCUCCUGCCUCCCAGCAUGACGCCUUUUACAACUACCUCAAGUACCUGUUUCAGUUCCCACAGGGGGAACAGCAGAAUGGGGAACCUCCCUCUAGCCUCUCAGGGCAACCCCCCAAAUCUGAAGAGGGGAACCUGUGAGCCUUCCUCCCUGCCAUCGGGGUCCAGCUUCUCCCGCCUCUUGUUCUUCCAGUUGGAAACUCCGUCCUUGUUGCUUCCCAGUUUCCCCUCAGUUCAUUGAUGCUUAGUUUGAACCACCCUCCAUGGACUUUCUCUUCCUCCGACCAAGUCCCCACCCAGCGCUCGCAAAGACCAACUGAAAAGAUGACCUCUUCUCGAGAUUUAGAACUGAGAAAUCUACACACUCUCCUGCUUCUGCCCAGAGAGGAGCAGUCAGCCAGAUCAGCCUCUCGUUUCCUGGAUGCCUCACCCUGCUAAGGGCUGGCUGGAAUAGAUGGUGUGAGGGGGAAAUCUCCAGAGUUUGCUUUUCAAUAAAGAAAAUG